AUGCGAGAGACUGAGCUGCUUCACGGCCCACAGCCGCUGCUGGCGGUGUACAGCCUACUUGUGCAUGUGCGCAGAAGCCUGCACAAGUUCAUGAAAGGGACCCUCAAUUCGGCGGCCACUAUCUCCUUCAAGAACUUUCUCUACAUCAGUUCUGCGUCACGCACCAGCACCUCUUUAAGACCUUCGAAACCUCGCGAGACCCCAACCUGCGUAUCAACAUCUUAUAUUAAUGGCAUGAUCAAAGCGAAGAGCCAGCUCAGCGAGAUGGUCAAGUCUCUCGAGGAUGAGACUGGCGCCUUCGAGCGCUUCCAGGAGAUCAUCCAGAAGGCUCGAUCGAAUAAAGCCGCCAGCCAAUUGGAUAAAGCACUCAACCAGUUUGAAGCCAUUUUGGAGUAUCACAAACGGCAAGGUGAGGAGGACAACUCCCUGAAACGAAGAAUGAAAGACAAGAAGGCUGUAGCAAAAAAGAAGGCAUCGCGGGAGUCAAGCCGCAAGAAGAUGGAGCGACCAGAUCAACGAGAGCUCGUGCAGGACCUGAACAGGAACCGGACGCUGAGCCCGAAGUCGCCGACAAGGAUGAUUUAA
This is a messenger RNA of Coniophora puteana RWD-64-598 SS2, 585 nucleotides long. RefSeq lists its product as uncharacterized. The record is from RefSeq and is a predicted model, not a curated record. The transcript has 6 exons. NCBI's taxonomy places the organism in Eukaryota, Fungi, Basidiomycota, Agaricomycetes, Boletales, Coniophoraceae. Bases 1 to 585 code for a protein of 194 amino acids.